AUGGAUUUAACAUCAAUGUCUAAUAUCUCGCUGAACUCAACUGCGGAUACUAAUGACACGAACGCGCCGAGACCACCGCCACAUUCACAGUACGCGGCAGUGUUGAUUAUUCUCGUGGUCACCGUAAUCAUCCUGGUGACCAUCGUGGGAAAUGUAUUAGUAGUGGUGGCCGUUUUUACCAGCCGUGCGCUCCGUGCGCCACAGAACCUCUUUUUGGUCUCUUUGGCAUCUGCUGACAUUUUGGUGGCCACUUUGGUUAUCCCGUUCUCACUGGCCAAUGAAAUUAUGGGAUACUGGUUCUUUGGCAGCACCUGGUGUGCCUUUUACCUGGCUCUGGACGUGCUAUUCUGCACGUCAUCUAUUGUCCACCUCUGCGCCAUAAGUUUGGACAGGUACUGGUCGGUGACGAAAGCGGUCAGCUACAACCUGAAGAGGACCCCACGGAGAAUAAAAAGCAUGAUUGCGGUGGUGUGGGUUAUAUCUGCUGUGAUAUCUUUCCCACCACUCAUCAUGACCAAGCAUGACGAGAUGGAGUGCUUGCUGAACAACGAGACAUGGUACAUCCUCUCAUCCUGCAUGGUCUCGUUUUUUGCACCUGGUCUCAUCAUGAUUUUGGUGUAUUGUAAAAUCUACAGGGUGGCCAAACAGCGCGCAGCCACCGUUUUUGUGGCUAAGAACGGGAUGGAGCGACAGCCAUCUCAGUCGGAGACAUGCUUCGUGCGUAAAGGCAAGUCGGAGGCGGAGAGCCCCAGCAGCAACAGCUCUGGAAGUCAAGAGCGCAAAGGCGAGCUGGAUGACAUCGAUUUGGAGGAGAGCAGCUUCUCCAACAAACAGAGGUGCUCUCGCUUCACCAAAAGCAGGAAAGUUGACGGGGCACAACCGUGCCCAAGGCAAAACGGACGCCUGUCAUGGGCAUGUAGUCGCACGUCAGACCUCGAUCCGGAUCCGAGGGCGCGCAAGCUGUCCUUAUCCAAGUCCAAACUGGCACAGAUGCGCGAGAAGCGCUUCACAUUCGUGCUGGCCGUGGUCAUGGGGGUGUUCGUGCUCUGCUGGUUCCCCUUUUUCUUCACGUAUAGCCUCCAUGCCAUAUGCCGGGAAAGUUGCACAAUACCGGAUUCUUUGUUCAAUCUGUUUUUCUGGAUUGGGUACUGCAACAGCUCAGUGAACCCUAUCAUUUAUACGAUUUUCAACAGAGACUUUAGGAAAGCGUUUACAAAGAUUAUGUGCCAUAGCCAUGCGCGCUCGUAAAUGUGAAUAUGUGUGCUGGCGUGUGUACAUGUGAGCGUUUACCUGCAUUUGACUUUGUGCGCGCAUCCAAAACGGAAAAAAGUGUUCGCGUGGUCCGCGUCUCUGUAAAUAGCAUUAAAAUAAGAGUGUUUUUCUCGCUAUUUGUUUACAUGGAGUGUUGUGCACUUACAAGUGAGAUUUUUAACACCAUUCUGUACAAACAAAUGUGAAAAUUUAUUCCAAGAUCACA
Triplophysa dalaica is the source of this 1477-nucleotide messenger RNA. It is a transcript of the gene adra2db, whose product is annotated as adrenergic, alpha-2D-, receptor b. Gene Ontology annotation, cellular component: membrane. Gene Ontology annotation, biological process: regulation of vasoconstriction; adenylate cyclase-activating adrenergic receptor signaling pathway; platelet activation. Gene Ontology annotation, molecular function: alpha2-adrenergic receptor activity. The transcript has a single exon. Lineage: Eukaryota; Metazoa; Chordata; Actinopteri; Cypriniformes; Nemacheilidae. The coding region runs from base 1 to 1248 and encodes 415 amino acids. The record is from RefSeq and is a predicted model, not a curated record.